This is a messenger RNA of Phacochoerus africanus (Common warthog), 5215 nucleotides long. RefSeq names its product G protein-coupled receptor associated sorting protein 1 (gene GPRASP1). The transcript is spliced from 5 exons. The record is from RefSeq and is a predicted model, not a curated record. Lineage: Eukaryota; Metazoa; Chordata; Mammalia; Artiodactyla; Suidae. The coding region runs from base 735 to 4889 and encodes 1384 amino acids.
GGGUGAGUGGGAGCGGGCGCUGCCCCUGGCCCUGGUUCUGGAAAGGGGCCUGUGGGGUUCUGUGGUCCCGGUGCUGUCCCUUCCCACAGGGUCCUCUGAUGCCAGAGUCUCUGUCUGCGCAGUAGGUCUGGAGAUUUCAAGCCACAGGGUGGAUCUGUAAGAGGAGAGGCUUGAGAAAAACGAGAAACAGGAAAAGGACCUGUAUUUCUGAAGGCUUACUUUAAGGCCGUCACUUCUGCAGGGAAGAAAAGGAGGAAGAGUCUGGCUCAUAUUUCUGGAGAUUUGCACACUGCUGCAGAAUCCCUUGCUCACUUCCUGCAGGAGAUUUUAGAAACAUUGGGGACAGUCUUCUAUAGAGUUUGACACCACUGGAAUCAAGGAAAGGAGGGAGAAAUUGUUCCACAUUGUGCAGAUUGAUCUCCAGUGGCAGCUCUGGCGCUGUUGGAAUUGCUGUUGACCACCACCCUCAACAGGUCUGCAUCCACCUGGGAACCAGCGGUCCUCCCCUAGCUUGGUUGUGCCUCUUCUGCUCUCUGCCUGUAAUAUUGGCUGAGACUGGGCUUGGGGAGGAGACUGAUUGGCUGCUGGACUGGUGAUUGACUCUUUUGUUUCCAACCCUAUCGCCUGAAUCAUCCAACAGUUAGAGUGUAAAGAUACAAAACUGUGACAGAUCUGUGGUGGAGGCUGAGAUUGGGUUAGGGGUACUUAACUGGGUCUACUCUAUAACUUGUACUAUGACUGGGGCUGAGAUUGAGCCUGGCACCCAGGCUAAGCCUGAAAAGAAGCCUGGAGAAGAGGUUGUGGGUGGGACCGAGAAAGAGAAUGAAGUCCCAAUGGUGGUCAGACCCAAAGUUAGGGCCCAAGGCCAGGUAAUGCCUAGAGCAAGGCACAAGACUGAGGCCAUGGCAGUAGUUGGGGCACAUUCUAAGACUGAGACCAAGGCAAUCCCUGGGACAAGGUCCAUGGAUGAAACCUAUUCAUGGGCCAAGACUGAGUUUGAUGGUAAGGCAAUACUGAAGACAGGGGGGAUGUCCCAGGCCAAUGCGAUUGCCUGGCCACUGGUCAAUACUGAGCCUGUGUCAGUUGCUAAAACGAAGACCUUGUCUAUGGAUAGAGAACUGGUCAAUAUGGAUGCUGAGUCCUUUCCUGGUACCAAAGUCAAGUCCCAAUCAGGAAUCCAGCCUUUGUUUGAGUCAGAGGAGGAGACCAAUAUGGUGUCCUGGUGCCAUCCCAGGCUUACAUCCAAAAAAGAGAACUCUCGCAAUUGUGAUUUCAGAUGGGUGGAUAGAUCUUCUCUGAGCUCCUGUUUCUGGAGUGGAGAAGAGGUCAAUACAAGGUUUCGUCCUAGGGACAGGGUAAAACCUAGUAGUAGGUUCAGGCACAUGGCCAAAGAAGAAGCCAUGUCUCGGCCCAAACACAGUCGGGAGCUCUAUAUUGCAUCCAGUUCUGGUUCUGAGGAUGAAUCUGUUAAGACACCUUGGCUCUGGGCCAGAGAAAAGACCAGUAUCCGGUCUAGGCCCAAGGAAGAGACCAAUACUAGAUCUUGGUUUAGGUCCAAGAAAGGAAUCUCAGAGUCCAGUUCUGGGUCUGAAUGUGAGGUCAAUGAGAAGUCCUGGUUCUGGGCUGGAGAGGAAGCCAAAUCCAGGUACAAACCCAGAGCAAGGAAAGGAGCCAAUGCCAGGGUCAGGCACAGGGCCAAGCGAGAAGCUUCCAUUGAUUUCAUGUCUGGGUCUAUGGAUGCAGUCAAAAAAGAGUCCUGGUUCUGGCCUGGAGAAAAGGCUAAUAACUUGUCAAGGCCCAAAUCCAAGAAAGAGGUUAGGGCCAGAGCAAUGGCAAAGGAAGAGGCCAAAAUCAAGGCCAGAGCCAGGGCCAAGCGAGAAGCCAGAUCAGAGGAAGAGUUCUUCACUGGGCCUUGGUUCUGGGCUGCAGAAGAGUCCAGUAUAGUGGGUGGAGCCAGUGUCAAGUCCUGUUCUCAAGUGGAUGAUGAGUCUAUUGUUGGCAGUUGGUUCUGGACUGAAGAAGAGGCCAAUACAGGGACUGAGGCCAGUAGUAAGUUCAGACCAAAAACUGAGGAGCCUAUUGGAAAUUAUAUACUUGGAAUUGUGGAAAAGACCAGUGAGGAAACUGGGGCUGAGGCCUUUUCCAAAUCUGUGCCAGCAGAUGAUAAAGAAAAGGUCACUACUAAUUCCUGCUCCUGUGCUAGUGAAGAAACUAACCCAGAGGCUGAAGAAGAGUCUGUUUUUGGCUCUUGGUUUUGGGUCAGUGAUGAGACUAGUGUGGAAGCUAGUGUUGGGGCCAGCUGUGGCUCUAGGCCAAGGUCUGAGGAAGAAGAGGUCAUUGGUCCCUGGUUCUGGGCUGGAGAAGAAAUCUAUACAGAGGCUGAGUUUGGAGAAGAAGCCAGGCCAGAUGCUGAAGAAGAGACAAUAUUUGGGCCCUGGUUUUGGGCUGGAAACCAGGCCCAGAUUGAUUCUGGAGCUGAAGUCGCCUGUGACACCAUGCCACGGGCUGAGGAGGAAGAGCCCAUUAUUGGGUCCUGGUUCUGGGCUGGAGUAGAAACUUGCGUAGGGGCUGAAGUCAGCAACAGGUCUACCCUGGAGAACAAGGAAAAUGAUAUUACAUCAUCUUGGUUUGGGACCACAGAAGAGGUCAGUAUGAAGUAUGUGGCUGGUGCCCCAUGUAAAUUUAUGACAGUUGCUGAAGAGAUCAAUAAUGAGUCUAGCUUCUGGUCAAGAGAAGAUCCUUGUAUGUUUCCUGCCAAUGGAGGCAGCUGGAAGUCUAGGCCAGAAGAGGAAAAGGAAACUGUUGGUUCAUGGUUCUGGCCCAGAAAACAUACAAGGCCAGAGACCAUUGUAGGGCCCUGGUUAUGGGCUGUGGAAGAGGACAGUUUAGAUGAUAAGACUAAAGAAGAAACCAAGUCACCGACCAAGGAGGAGAACAUGAUCACGUCCUGGUUCUGGAAAGGAGAUAAAGCCAUUAUAGAGGCUACAGACAGAGAAGAAUCCAGGCCAGACACUGAAGAGGAGGACAUUAUUGGUUCUUGGUUCUGGGCUACGGAGGAAGAUAGGCUUGGAACAGAAGCAGAGGCUGGAGAAGAUGACAGACUGGCAGCAGAGGAUGAGGUUAUUGUUGGAUCUUGGUUCUGGGCCAGGGAAGAGACCAUUAGGAAGGAGGCUAGCAUUUAUAGCAAAUACAGUCCAGAAGCUGAAGAGGAAGAAGUCAUCGUUGAGUCCUGGUUCUGGGCUGAAGAAGAGGCCAGUCUGGAUGCAGGGGUUAGUUUUGAGUCCAAGAAUGGGACUGAAGAAGAGGAAGUCAUUGUUGGGUCCUGGUUCUGGGCUGAAGAAGAUAGUGUAGAUGUUGGACCUCAGGAAACAGAAGAGACCACAUCAAGGUCUAGAGAGGAAACCAUAUUUGGAUCCUGGUUCUGGGCUGCAGAAGAAAUCAAUGUAGAAGCGGAAACAUGCUGUGCCUCUAAACCAGAGGAUGAUAAAGAGAUGAUUAUUGAGUCCUGGUUCUGGUCUGGAGACAAAGACAUUAAUGAGACUGAAACUGUGGCCACCUCUGAGUCCAGGCUGGAAAAUGAGGAAGGGGCAGUUGUUGAGUCCUGGUUUGGAGCUAAAAAUGAGCCCAGUAACAGGACUGGUAAUGGAACCAACUGUAAGUCUAGGACAGUAGCUGAGGAGGAUGAGGCCAUAGUGGGGUUCUGGUUCUGGGCUGGAGAUGAGGCCCAUUUUGAAUCAAAUCCUGUCCCUGUGUACAGGGCCAUUUGCAGAUCCACAUGUUCAAUUGAGCAGGAACCUGAUGCUUCACGCAGGCCCCAGAGCUGGGAGGAGGUUACUGUUAAGUUCAAGCCUGGCCCAUGGGGUAGGGUUGGCUUCCCAUCCCCAAGCCCCUUUAGAUUUCCAAGAGAAGCAGCAUUUCUUUUCUCUGAAAUGUUUGGAGGAAAGCCUAAGCAUAUGGAACUAAGCCUAGAAGGGGAAGAGCAGGAAUCUUUGCCUCAGCCUGAUCAGCCUGACCCUGAGUUUCCAUUUCAAUAUGAACCAUCUUACCGGUCAGUCAGAGAAAUUCGAGAGCAUCUUAAGGCUAGGGAGAGUGCAGAGCCUGAGAAUUGGUCUUGCAGCUGCAUACAGUGUGAGCUUAAAAUUGGUCCUGAAGAGUUUGAAGAACUCCUUCUAUUAAUGGACAGGAUUCGAGACCCUUUUAUUCAUGAAAUAUCUAAAAUUGCAAUGGGUAUGAGGAGUGCUUCUCAAUUUACCCGUGAUUUCAUUCGUGAUGCAGGUGUUGUUUCGCUUAUUGAAACCUUGCUCAAUUUGCCCUCCUCCCGAGUUAGGACGAGUUUUUUGGAAAACAUGGUUCGCAUGGCUCCAACUUACACAAAUCUAAACAUGAUUCAGACAUACAUAUGUCAAGUGUGUGAGGAAACUCUUGCUUACAGCUUAGAUUCCCCUGAGCAAUUAUCUGGAAUAAAGAUGGUUAGACACCUUACUACAACUACUGACUAUCACACAAUGGUUACCAAGUAUUUGUCUGGCUUUCUCUCCUUAUUAGCCACUGGCAAUACCAAAACAAGGUUUCAUGUUCUUAAAAUGCUACUGAAUUUGUCUGAAAAUCCUGUCAUGACAAAAGAACUACUCAGUGCUGAAGCAGUAUCAGAAUUUAUGGGCCUUUUUAACAGGGAGGAGACAAAUGACAAUAUUCAGGUUGUUCUGGCAAUAUUUGAGAAUAUUGGUAACCAUAUCAAAGAAGAGGCAUUGUUGUUCACUGAUGAUGAUUUCAGUCCUGAGCCACUUAUUUCUGCAUUCCAUGAAGUUGAGAAACUUGCUAAGAAGCUGCAAGGCAAAACAGAUGAUCAAAAUGACCCCGAGGCAGACCAAAAAAAUGAGUAUGAGUAACUACUUGCCUGUGAUUGUCCUUAUGCUCCUGAGUUAUGACCUUGAAUAAUGCUUUUUUCAGUUGUUUCUGUGUUGUAAUGUACAUCUUUGUUGCUGAUAAUAACUUUGCCCAACUCUUUGUGUGAGCUGGAUUGAUCUUCUGAUGCCAAAUGAAUAUUAGAACUCAAAGCACAUUUAUUGAUAUUUGUUUUUGUCCAGAUUGUGAAUUUAGUGUUUAAGCUUCUAGUGAACCGAGCCAUCAUAAGAAAGCUACCCUUCUGAUUGUUCUAAUAUUAUUGAUGUCUAUUUGAGUCAUGUGUUUCCAAUAAAGGUCUAUAUUAAAGUUA